Octopus bimaculoides (California two-spot octopus) is the source of this 2989-nucleotide messenger RNA. RefSeq lists its product as uncharacterized. Gene Ontology annotation, cellular component: nucleus. The record is from RefSeq and is a predicted model, not a curated record. NCBI's taxonomy places the organism in Eukaryota, Metazoa, Mollusca, Cephalopoda, Octopoda, Octopodidae. Gene Ontology annotation, molecular function: RNA polymerase II cis-regulatory region sequence-specific DNA binding; DNA-binding transcription factor activity, RNA polymerase II-specific; protein dimerization activity. Gene Ontology annotation, biological process: regulation of DNA-templated transcription; spermatogenesis.
AUUCUUCCGUCCAUAGACAAAAGGUAACUUUCUGCCUAAGCAACGUUUUAUUGUUUUUCAAUACUGCAACCAUAGAUGAAUUCUUUUAAUUAAAAAAUAUAUUUGUCUCUUUCUUGACUUUUUUUUUUCACUAAAUAUUUUAUUGCAAUACAUACAUAAAUUUUUUUUUACAAUAUUGCUGAAUAAACGGAAAUUUGACUCCUGUUUUUUUUUAUUUUGGUUUAUUUUUUUCAAAAUUCAGCAGUUAAUUAUCACGUGACUUAAAUUGGUUUGCACUUUCAUAAAUACUACAUUUGUCAGUAAUGACGGUGUGUAUGUAUUUCUAGACUUCGUUUCACUGCUUUAUAUAUAACCGCAAUUAAUAUCUAGAAACUUCAAUAACCGAAACGAAAUUGAUUUUAUUUCGAUGGAUAUUGAUGAUAUUACAGACGAGUUUGAAAUUGGUUUCGAUCAGGUGGUAGGUGUUAUGUCUUUUGCUCUUAACUAUGUAACGACCUUAAUGAAAAAAAAUUGUGCCGAAUGGGUCAACGAUGGCAAUGAAAAAAAUCUUACUUGUACCAAUUGUUCAAGUCCUGAAACUUCAGAUGAUUCUUCGUCAGAUUUGAUUCCAACAAGCACAGAAGUAUUGUGUGAUUCAGGGCCAUCCAAAGAUAAGUAUCCCAAUUGCCUUAAUAAUUCAACUUCACAAUCACCACUUUCAGCUCAGUCACUUUCUCCAAGCUCACCACUUGCAGCUACUCAACGAACAACCUCAGAUUGCCCACCAAUUCCAACUGCCUCACCAUCACCACAAUCAACUCCGUUGUGCUCAGCCGGUGUCUCUUUAGUGAUAGGCAACUUGAAAUGGUGUACAGAACUAACUGAAAUAAUAGCCCGGCUCACUAUUGGUCAUCAAGUGCAAGUGUGUAUGGAUGAUGAAAGUGCGUAUGAGAUGUGCAACAGGCAAGCCUAUAGCUUGAUAUGGCUUCUAGUAAACCCACUAGUCAAUCAAGAGUUACUUAGUCUUACAACUUCCAUUAGAUAUGUCAGUAAAUAUAACAAAAAUACUAUCGUUAUCGGAGUCUCUCCAACUAAAAUUGAUGUUGAUCUUAAACUCCAUGGUAUUGAUGAAACCGUUGUUCAACCAGUCACGAAGUCCAUUGUCCAAAAUAAAUACAGCAAAUUGACAUCUGUUCAACUGAAUGAAGCGGAACAAGUGACUACAGAGACUUGCUCAAGUGAUACUAAUUCUUGCUCAGAGGAUUCUACCAAUCUAGCAGAUGUUGAUUGCGAUGAAGGAAUUCCGCCUCAUAUCCGUGAAUUCGACCAAUAUGCUACCAGGCUAGGACAAACAAAUAUAACAACAAUCACUGGUCAGUUGAAAUCUCCAAACAUUUCUAACGGACAUGAUCACACAGCCAAGGAAAAGUUACGUCGAGAACGCAUUAAAGAAAGCUGUGGUCAAUUAAGAGUACUACUACCAUACGUCAGAGGCAGGAAAACUGACAUGGCGUCCAUUCUAGAAUUAGGUGUUAAUUACAUAAAAAUAGUCAACACUAUCUUACCACAAGAAUUACAGUCUCAGAUUACAAAUAUUCUCAGUAAAGACUACAUAAUGAAAGAGAAUACAAUGAAAAGUAAUCAACCGAAUAUAGCAUCCUCCAGAAAAACAACGGCUCCGGUGCAAAAAGUUAUCAAAACGAAUAAAGAUCAAGAUUACACGUCCAAUAAACUAACUCCAGUCUCCGAAUUUUGCCAUGAAGGACAAGUACAACGGCUCAAUGUGAAAAGUGUGUCCAAUAACAGUGCUGCAAAUGUUGCAACGUCACCGGUCAAGAGACCUAAUUCCAAAAUGGAUGGAACUACAAGUGCUAAGUACCUGGAGACAAAUGAUACACAUCUACAAUAUGCUGUCCAUAAAGAACCUCGAUUGGAAAUGACUGGAACUGCAGAGAGUGAUGAAAUAACAAUUCUUGAAUAUAAGAAAAACUUCAAAGAUAAUUCUAUUCCCAGUCGAAUGACCACCACUGUCUCAACAAAUUCGAAACCUAUACAAAGUAGCAUUUUAAAUUCAGAAAUCCGAUUAAUUCCUGUGGUUAAUGACAAUGCAAACAAGAAAAAUUACAUAAAGCAGGAACUACCUAUACAUAUGUGUCCAUAUUCAAUACCUUUAUACCAAGCAAACGAGUGCUUUGUUCAUAAACAGAUUGCACCAGUUGGACCACAAACACAAUUAUUUUGUCCACCAAGACAGUACGUCAACUACCCAAACCUCUGUGCAUACCCAUCUAGCUAUUUUGGCAAUUCGGAAAUCGGGCAAACGGAUGGUAAUUUUGUAGCUGGAAAAUAUAAUUUCAAUGACAAUGAAUUUGAGCAUUCAAAUAUCCCCAUGUAUUAUCAUUGCUCAAAUAAUGAAGCACCAAAAUCUAACUCCACAGAAAUCGUGCAGAUGUCAGAUGCAAGCCAGUCAUCUUUCUAUAGAUCUAGAGUUGAUGAGCCAUUACCUGCUGAUUACCCUUUAAACACUCAUCUGGAUACAUUGCGCAGUAAUGAAACAAACGAAUUAUUUAACGGCUUCAUGACAUUGGCAAACACACCAACCAAGACCUCUGAUAUUUCACUUCAUGAAUAGAUUCACGUUAGCAGCAAUAAGAAUGAGGACAGUGACAACAACAGCAAUGAUAACAGCUACACUACAAAUCAAAAUCAAACAUUCCAUAAUUUUGAGGCUUUUCAAUAAAUAGCCGGAUAUAGUCCUAAGCUUAGCGAAAAUUGAGAAGUUUAAUUCAAGACUUACAAACCAUUUGUGCUAAGGUAUAAAUGAACCUACAAUACCAUUAUGGUAUCACAUUUUGACAUUGUGAAAGCCAUACUUCAUGCCAAGGACAGCAAGUUGUAGCUAAUUAUUCCCCAAGAGGAGAAACAAUUCUGAAAAUAUCAGAUUCACCUGAUAACUAUAGCCAUCACUAACAAACGAUUAAAACUUAUAAAUAAAUAAUUUUUUUACUUU